AUGUGCCCUCCUUAUCGCGGGACGACGCGCUGUUUCGAACCCCUGGGGUCGAAGCUUGGUGGUUUGGCUCUGCAGCUCAAAUUUUCGAGCCCGAAGAAAAGCAUCAGCAGUGAUUGCUAUGCUUUCGGUGGCACAAGAGGCUAUGAUGGAAUGCUUUUGGUUUUGAUCGCCCUAGAGCACGACACUAUUUGGAUGGACCCCGGUAGCGAGGUUUCACAGACAGGCCUAUGGAUCACGCUUGGUUCCCAAGGAGACCAGGCAUGGUGCGAGGGGCAGGUAGGGCCUGCGCUGAAGGAAUUUCCUUCAACGCAAACCCUACGUGCCCAUAAGGACAGCAUUCCACACAUCUCGUUACGGGAUGCACUUCUUCAAUGCAGCAGCAGAAACCAUAUGGUGGAAGAACACUCUCACACUCAACUUGUGACGGUGGUUGAAUCAGUGGGUUUGCGGCUUGAUCGACCGUUCAAUUUGACUUGUGCUGUGGACUCCACGCUCAGCUGUGAUGGUCGCCAGUGGCGCUUCAGGAGAAGGCAGUGCAUCGAUCGAGAGCUGGAAAAUAUAUUGGUGCAAACCUAA
Molecule: messenger RNA, 576 nt
Organism: Symbiodinium sp. CCMP2456
Lineage: Eukaryota; Dinophyceae; Suessiales; Symbiodiniaceae
Source: the annotation of a GenBank genome assembly